AUGGUUGAACCCGUAGAUAAGAAGAGGAAGGUUUUGGAUGCAGAUAGUUCGAUCUCAGUCUUGCCUGGCUCAAAAACGGUACAGAAGCCAAAACCAUCCAAGAUUUUCAGUCCUUUCAGAGUUCUAGGAAAUGUUACGAACGAGGUUCCAUUUGCUGUAGGAACGUUAGGGUCAACUUUUUACAUUGUAACUUCCGUGGGAAGAUCUUUCCAAAUAUAUGAUGCUGCUACUUUGCAUCUUUUGUUUGUUUCACAAUCGCAGACUCCUGCCAAGAUUACCUGUUUGGAAGCACAUCACCAUUAUGUUUAUGCUGGAUUUGGAAACAAGAUUGGAAUUUUCAAGAGAGGCAGAUUGGAGCAUACUUUGGAAUGUACAACCAGUGCUAGUGUGACACAUGUAUUAUCUUUUGGUGAUUAUGUCAUAGCUGCUGCUUCAGAUGGAGAAAUUUCUGUCUUUAAGAAGUUACCGGGAGCAAAGUAUGCAAAUUCGUUGUACACCAUCUUGAAAGCCAUUAACGCUGCCAUUGAGGGUGAAAUCGUCGGUUUGAUUCAUCCACCUACUUAUUUGAACAAAAUUGUGGUUUCUACGACUUCUGGGUUAUUCAUCUUCAAUGUUCGUACUGGAAAGCUUCUAUUCAGAUCUCCAGCUAGUCAAUUCACAGAAGCGAUUUCUUGUAUUGAGGCUGCUCCCGUCUUGGAUAUCAUUGCUGUAGGAACUACUACUGGUAGUGUCUAUUUGUAUAAUUUGAAAAAGGGCAAGAUUUUGGGACAGAAAAUCGUCACAGCUGCCGAAGACGCUUCGGCCAAAGUCGUUUCGUUAUCUUUCAGAACUGAUGGCUCGCCUCAUUUAGUAGCGGGCUUGAACACAGGAGACUUGUUCUUCUACGACUUGGCCAAGAAAGCUAGAGUCCAUGUGUUAAGGCAUGCUCAUAAAGAAACCCACGGAGGUAUUUCCAACGCCAAAUUCUUGAAUGGACAGCCUAUUGUAGUCAGUAAUGGUGGUGACAACCAUUUGAAAGAAUAUGUAUUUGACCCUACAUUGUCGACUUCUAACUCAUCUAUUGUUUCUCCUCCACGUCACUUGAGAUCCAGAGGAGGACAUUCUGCCCCACCCGUAACUAUUGAGUUUCCUGACGAAGAAAAAUCUCACUUUAUCUACAGUGCAUCAGGUGAUAGAUCAUUUUGGUCCUUCUCGUUGAGAAAGGAUGCUCAGGCUCAAGAAAUGUCUCAGAGACCGCAGAAGCAAAAGAACGGGAAGAGACAGGCUGGUCAGGUUCAGUCCAUGAAGGAAAAAUUCAACGAAAUUAUCGCAAUCUCAUCGUCUCAGACUCGUGAAGGCGAUUGGGAGAAUAUCUUGACAGCUCACAAGGAUGAGCCUUUUGCCAGAACUUGGGAAUCAAAGAACAAGAGAGUGGGUAGAUUCAAUUUGAACACUAUCGACAAUGGAAUGGUCAAAUCUGUUUGCAUUUCUCAUUGUGGUAACUUCGGUUUGGUAGGUUCUGCUCAAGGUGGUAUUGGAGUGUACAAUUUGCAAUCAGGAUUGCUUCGUAAGAAGUACGUUUUGCACAAAAAGGCUGUGACCGGUUUAUCUAUUGAUGGCAUGAAUAGGAAAAUGGUUAGUUGUGGUUUGGACGGAAUCAUUGGCUUCUACGAUUUUAGUCAGUCCAAGUACUUGGGAAAGUUGCAAUUGGAAGCUCCUAUUACCAGUAUGGUUUAUCACAAAUCUUCGGACUUGAUUGCCUGUGCGUUAGACGACUUGAGUAUUGUCAUUAUCGAUGUCACCACUCAAAAGGUUGUCAGAGUCUUGAUUGGGCACACUAACAGAAUCACUAGUUUGGAUUUCUCUCCAGAUGGUAGAUGGAUUGUGUCUGUUGGUUUGGAUGCAACAAUGAGAACUUGGGAUUUGCCUACUGGUGGAUGUAUCGAUGGUGUCAGAUUACCUGUUGUUGCAACGGGGAUCAAGUUUUCCCCAAUUGGUGAUGUCUUGGCCACCACCCAUGUUUCUGGAAAUGGGAUUUCAUUAUGGACUAAUCGUGCCCAGUUCAGACCCAUUUCUACCAGACACGUCGAAGAGGAAGAUUUUGCAACUAUAUUAUUGCCAACGGCCUCUGGAGAUGGUGGAUCAUCCAUGUUGGAUGGUGCUCUAGAGGGAGAUACCGAUGAGGAUGACGUUCUUGCGCAAACAUACACCACUUUGGACCAAAUAGACGAAUCGCUUAUCACCUUGUCCUUGGGAGCCAGAAGCAAAUUCAGCAACUUGGUUCACUUGGAUGUCAUCAAACAAAGAAGCAAACCCAAGGAAGCUCCAAAGAAACCAGAAAAUGCUCCUUUCUUCUUGUCUUUGUCUGGACAAGCUGUUGGAGACCAAGCUUCUGUAGCUGAAGGGAAGCCAGGUCAAUCUUCUGCAGACAAUAAUGAUGAUACAGCCGAGGGUAGAUUACAUAAAUUGAAGUCAGACCAAGGACACAACUUUGAGUCUAAAUUCACUACAUUAUUAAGAGAAGGUUCUAGUAACGGUGAUUACUCAGAGUUUUUGAAGUUCUUGGUUGGUGCUUCUCCUUCUCUUGUCGAUUUGGAAAUCAGAUCAUUGAACUCAUUCCCUCCCUUGAAUGAAAUGGCCAAUUUUGUUGAAGCUCUUAACCAGGGUCUCAAGUCUAACACCAAUUUCGAUUUAUAUCAGGCUUUCUUCUCCAUGUAUUUAAAGAGCCACGGUGAUGUCAUUCACAACAAUGCAGACGAGCAGAGAUUGAAUUCGGCCCUUGAGCAAUGGAGUGAAUUGGAUAGACAAAAAGGAGAAAAGUUAGACGAGCUUGUUAAGUACUGUUCUGGAGUGAUCAGUUUCUUGAGCACUGUUUAGGUAUUAUUGCACAUUAAAGAUAUAUAUGUAUUUAUUUCGUAUAAUCAUAGAGAUGAAAAAUAGACCACGAUCUAA
Messenger RNA from Scheffersomyces stipitis CBS 6054, 2931 nucleotides. It is a transcript of the gene UTP21, whose product is annotated as rRNA-processing protein. The transcript has a single exon. Gene Ontology annotation, cellular component: small-subunit processome; Pwp2p-containing subcomplex of 90S preribosome. Gene Ontology annotation, biological process: rRNA processing. Bases 1 to 2856 code for a protein of 951 amino acids. NCBI's taxonomy places the organism in Eukaryota, Fungi, Ascomycota, Pichiomycetes, Serinales, Debaryomycetaceae. The record is from RefSeq and is a predicted model, not a curated record. Gene Ontology annotation, molecular function: protein binding.